Monodelphis domestica (gray short-tailed opossum) is the source of this 4003-nucleotide messenger RNA. It is a transcript of the gene CROCC2, whose product is annotated as ciliary rootlet coiled-coil, rootletin family member 2. Gene Ontology annotation, cellular component: centrosome; centriole. The record is from RefSeq and is a predicted model, not a curated record. NCBI's taxonomy places the organism in Eukaryota, Metazoa, Chordata, Mammalia, Didelphimorphia, Didelphidae.
AGCCUUCCCUGCUCCAGUCCCCUGGACAAGUCCCAGCAGCUUCUGCAAACGGCGCUGGAUCUCCUCUGCCUGCAGAAGCUUCUGGGGCACCUGGGAACUGCAGGUCUAGAAGCCUCCCCGAGACCCAGGGAGCCCCUGCUGCACUGACUCUGGCAAGGAGCUGGGUUUGCCUGGAGCUUCCCUCCAGCCCACGUUCCCGCUAGAUCUGGGCCAUGAGUGCUGAGGCCAGGGAUCCGGGUGACCCAGGGGAGGAGAGGCCCAGGCUGAAGCUGGAAGCUGUGAUCCAGAAAUUAGAAGACACAGUCCUGAGCCCAGAGGCCAAAAGAGAAGACCGAACCCUAAGAGUCCAGGGUGAGGGCGGACAGGCCACCCCCACACCGGUCCCCGCCAGGAUUCGGCAGAUUGUCACAGGCAGUCUGGUGGAGGAUCCCCUCCAAGGUCUCUGGAAAGUGCCUCCUAGAGUCAGCGUGCAAGAAGAAAAUCAGCUCUUGCAGGAUGAGCUCUCAAGGCUUGAGGACCUCUUGGCCCAGACCAGAGCUGAAAGGGAUGAGUUUGCCAGCAAACACCAUGCAGUCAGUGAGAGGCUGGACAAGGCUCUGCGGGUGGAAGCGGGACAGCGAGAGGGCGAGAGCAGCCCCACGAUCUGGCAUAUGAAGCGUAAACUGGAGGAGGCCGAGAGGGCCAGCCAGCGGAAGCUCCAGGCCUUCCAGGAGGACCAGCAACACCAAGCCCAGCUGGUCCAGAGGCUUCAGAGCAAGGUAUUACAGCUCAAGCAGAAAUGUGGGGAGCUGGAGCAGCAGCUAAUGGCGAGGACCUCAGAAUGCGAGCACCAGAAGAUGAUGAUGCAGACAAAGCUCAAGUCAGCAGAAUUCCGGCUGCGCCAGUCAGAACACGAAUACAGCUCAGACUUGGAGGAAGCCCUCACCCGCCUGGAAGAAGAGAAGCAGAGGAGCUCGAGCCUUGCCCAGGUGAAUGCUCUUCUCCGGGAGCAGCUAGAACACGUGAGAAAGUCCAAUGAGAGGCUGAUGGAGGAGCAAGAGAAGAUGGAGACCAGCAUGAGCAGGCUGAGGGAGGAGCUGGAACAGAGAGAGCUCCAGCAGUGGAAGGAGAAAGAGAGCUCGGAGGCAUUCUUGUGGAAAGAACCAAGAGGGAUCCUAGUUCUGUGGAGACACGCCGUGGUCCUCCGGAGCAGCUUUGUAGAACUCCAAGCGGUCACCGAGAGAGGUCUAACGGAUAUGAAGUCUGACCUAGCGAGGACGGCACGCCGGCUGCAAACCGCCUGCCUCAAUCUCAACUCCAAUCUGCGGCUGUCAGAGAGCAAAGCCUUUUCCUCCCUGGAGAAGCAAACCCGAAACAGUGUCUGGCUGGAGCAGCAGCUGCGGGACAAGGUGCGGGAGAUGAUCCAGCUUCAGAGCCGCUGGGAUGCCGAAAAAGUCGAGCUCAAUUCCAGGCUCACAGAGCUGACUCUGCUAGGAGAAAGGCUCCAGGAACAAAAUGCUCAGAAAGACAAGACCGUAUCUUCCCUAAAGCUGGACGUGCAGAAGCUGGAAUCCACACACACUGGAGAUCGCCUGGAAUCGGAGGCUUUGAAGGAUGAAGUGGCAUCUCUACAGCAUGCUUUAAACCACAUCACAAAGUUAGUUCUAGCCGAUGCCGAGUGUGUAGACCUUCGGGAUGGAAGGAAGGAAGAGCCUGGAAGACAGCCAUCCCCUCCUCCACAGCAGGCAUCCCCUCUGCACCAGGAGGCAUCUCUGCAGGCCAUCCGGGGAGCCCUCCAAAAGAGACACCAACAGGAACAGGAGCUGAGUCUGCAGCUAGAGUCCUCUCAGGCCGCCACGACGAUGCUCCGGAAACAGCUGGCAGACCGUCAGAGAGAGGUCCAGGCCAUAGAACGGCAACUACAGGAGCAGAGACAAGAGCGAGAGGAGCUGUUGGGAAAGCUGGAAGACCAGAGGCAAGACCUGGAAGGCUGCAAAUCCUCCAAAGAGAUGUUAAGAAGGGAGAAGGAGACUCUGGAGGCCGAGGUGCAGGACCUGGCCCGGAUGGCCGAGCUUUCCUCCCUGGAGCUAGAAAGGCUGCGAGCCGCCAACACGGACCUUCAGAGGCAGCAGAGCCUCCUGGAGCAGCAGCAGGAGGAGAUGUCCAGGAAGGAGGGGAGGAGCCGGAAGGAGCUGGAAACCAGCCAGAGGAGCAUGAAGCAAUUAGAGGAGAAGAUCUCAAGCCUGAAGAAGGAGCUGCUGAUGGUGAAGGAAUUCCUGAGCCAGGCGGUCCUGGAGAAGGAGGUCCUGGCGAGCCAGAAGGAGGGUCUUCGCUGCUCUCUCACCCAGGCAGAGGCCAACAGCACUGAACUGGAGUCCUUAAUCACCAAGAUGAGAGCUAAAGACACAGAACAAAAGGACUCCUUGGUCAAGAUGGCGGCCCUGACGGAAAGUCUGGCUCAAGACAAGGUCAAUCUGAACCGCUUGAUCCUACAACUGGAACAGGAGAAGAACCAGUGGCUAGAGCAGCAGUGGCAACUGGAACAAGAGGUGAGCCGCCUUCAAAAUCAGAUUGCUCAUCUAGAUCAGGAGCUGGACCACAUCCAAAGAGAAAAGAAGGGUAUGGAUCAAAGCUUGCAGAUGGCUGAGGAGAAAAGAGGGAACCUUGAGGAAGAGAUGCUCGUGCUCCAAAAAGAGAAAACCCAACUGCAUGAGCAGCUCAUACAGGUAAGCUGUCAGAAGCAUACUUUGGAAGGGCAACUAGACCAGAGCCAACAAGAGAUACAGAUGCAGGCUGAUUCUCUCCAGCAAACAAUACUUGAAAAAGAAGAAAUAGCCAAUGAAAAAACAAGACUUGUGGAGCAGCACACGUCCCUGGAAAAACAGAAUCAAGUCAUAGUGGAGGAGAGAGCUGCUCUCAGGGCUGAGAAGGAGUCCCUGGAAAGCAACCUCUUCUCCACCCAGAAGCUGGUGGUUCAACUGGAAACCCAGAAGGAGCAGCUGGAAGAAGAAUGUCAAAGAUUGCUCCUGUCAAAGCAGGUGCUUCAAGUGGAAGUGGAGAGGACAAAAAACGAGCUGGAGACCCAAGAGACCAAGAUGAAGUGGGAGGCAGAACUACUCAAGCAGCAGAUGGCCCAAAUGGAAGAAGACACUCAGCUUUCCCUCCGGAAACAAGCAUUGUCUCACGGGGAAGACAUUGGACGCCUGAGAAAAGAAAAGGAGAGUCUGUGCCUGGCAUUGACUGAAGAGAAGGAGGUUGCCAUACACCAACUGAUGCAGGAAAAAGAAGAACUGCUCUCAAAAUAUGAAGCGGAACGAGAAAACCUAAAUGAAAAAAUCCUCAGUGUGAAACGGGAGCGAGAUGAAAGCCUUCUCCAAAUGGAGCAUGAGAAGCAGAAGGCCUUAUCUCUAAAGGAAACUGAGAAAAAUGUGAUGUAUGAGGAGCUCCUCGAAACCCAACGGGAACUCGAGGAUGCCAAGCUGGAGGCUGAACGAGUGAAGCAGCAAGCUCUGAGGCGGCAGGAGCAAGACAAGAACACGGUAGCCAGAAUUGGCAAAGAGCUGAAGGCCUUCCAAGUCCAGUUUGACGCUUCCAUGGAGACCCACCAGGAAGAGGCCAAGGCUUUGAACCAGAGAAUAAAGGAAUUGGUCAGAGAGAAGAGCACCAUUGACAAAGAGGUGAGUGAGUGAGUUCCUCUGCCUGGUAGAGAGUCCCCCCCUUCCCAUGAUGAAUGAAAAGGUGGCAGAGCUGGUGAGUGAUGGAGAAUAGGUCAAACUAGGGUAGCGCAACAGGACCCUUGUCUUAGGGCCCUGAAAUUUAAGAGACCCCCACAUUCAAAACAGAGUCCCUUCAGUGGUAUGAAAAUAGUUGAAUUUGUACCUAUUUAGCAAAAUAAUUCAUGUGGAGACUGAGCACAGAGCAAAGCAAGCCAUCUUCCACUUUAUUUCCUUUAUGAGGUUUUUACUGUAUGUGUGAUAUGUGUCUUCGAUCAUGACAUGAGUAAUAUGGAAAUAUACAUGGCAUG